This is a messenger RNA of Cryptotermes secundus, 3242 nucleotides long. Its product is annotated as tetratricopeptide repeat protein 39C. The record is from RefSeq and is a predicted model, not a curated record. Lineage: Eukaryota; Metazoa; Arthropoda; Insecta; Blattodea; Kalotermitidae. Gene Ontology annotation, molecular function: protein binding. The transcript is spliced from 11 exons. Gene Ontology annotation, biological process: cilium assembly. Bases 1021 to 2919 code for a protein of 632 amino acids.
GCUGGUACAAUAGCCAGAAGUGGCCGCAGUACAAGGGACUUAGUCCCACCCCACUAGCAAUAAAAAAAAAGCAGUUCACAUUAAAGCAUGUGCUACCGAUUGAAAUCAGUCUAAAUUAGUUAAAUGCUUUAAAAUUAAAUCAGAUUUCUUUUUAACUCUUAACACUUGUUCAUUAUGUGAAGAGUCUGAUUCAAAUUCAUGUGGCUGGUCGCUGAAGAAGAUUUUAUCAUAAAAAAAUCAUGACCUCUGUUCUCAUUUGUAUGCAUUUAUGUGAUGCCUUGUUUAAAUUAUUAUGUUUGAUGUUAUUAAAUAAUCUGAUUACUCAGGGUGAGUACUUGAAUUUUGAUCCUCUUUCCAUAACUGGCGGAUCUAUUACCCACUACAGUGCAAGCAACUGAUCUCGCCCUCAUGUGACAACACCUGACAGCUGUAGUGCUAUUCCUCCUGACCUUCCUGUCACCCCCAACCAAUUUUAAGUGACAAUAUCAGCUCAAGUGAAAUCACUGUCCCUUUCGAGUAUUUCAUGCACAGUAGAGCCUCAAAAAUGACAGCAGGGUGCAUACAGUGAACAUUUAAUUGAAUUUUGAUAUUCUGUUUCUCUUCUUGGCCAAAGAAGUUUAGUUGUGGGCACUGCGUUCUUAUGAAGCAUCGCUCCUUUUGCAAAUGAGAAUCAUAACAUUUAUAGGAAUGAGGUAAUUUUACCCAAUCAGAUUUGUAAAUUAAAAAUUUGUGCUGUCUCAAAAGAGAUGGCAGCAUCAUAAGGUUUGCACUUGUCCCCUUGAAGCAUGACUUAGGGCCCUGAACUGACACUUGUACCACACGAAGCUGGGCAUGUGGAAAUGGAAAGUUAUAGCUCAAGAGAAAAAACACUGGCAUAUUAUACAUUAACCCAUCACAUGUUACAUCUGCUGGUCUUAUGGCAUUUUUAAUAGCUAAUCUAGCAUCAAGCAACUGAGAAAAUGAUUUACAUAAAAUGAAAUUCUGCAUGUAUAUCUAAGUACUGUGAGCAUCACCAACACAAUGCAGAACGGCAAUGCAGAUUAUGACUGGCAUCUGGCAAGAAAAGGCAUUCAGCUUCUCCUGAACAAUAAAAUAAGUGAAGCUGAACAACUAUUUGGAGAAAAGAAAGAUAAUGUUCAAAUGGCAGCUGGUUACUGCUUUGUAACAUUCAUGAAUGCACUAAUGACGUUUGAAGACGAGAAACUUCAAGAAUCCCUACAGACACUGCGUGAUAUGGAGAAGAGGUGUGCCCAGGACAUAGGGUGGCUGAAGGCAGUAAGAAACAAAAUGUUUGGAAGUGAUAAUUCAUCGGAGAGGGCUCAAGCUGACAAGUUAGAAGAGCAGAUUAUCCUAGCAGACUCACAAGUGUGUGUGGCCCUUCUUACAUUCCUACAGCAAGACCUCACCAGCUGUGUUAAAGGGGGGUGGGUACUUCGUAAAGCCUGGAAGGUGUAUCAGCAUACGUACUCCCAAAUACUGCGGCUCUACAGACAAACAUUUGGCUCCGAUGACGUGCCAGGUUCUCAGUUUCCAUCAUGGAAGGUCAUUACACGUGGCCCCAGCCACCCAAACCUGCAGAGUCCUACAUCAUCAGAGUGGUCUGUUCCAUCAUGCAGCUCCUCAGCUCCAACACCCAGCGGAAGCACUACUCUUAACGGAAGAACUAACGGCUUCCGCAAUCCAUUUUCCAUUCUUUCUUCAUUCAGUUUACAUUCAGAUGCCUAUUCAAAUGACAGUGUACCUCCAGAAGUUGUGUCCAGAUUAAUGUCGGCAGUCAGUUUCGGUUAUGGAAUAUUCCAGCUCUGUAUUUCUCUACUCCCUCCUUCGUUGCUCAAACUGAUUCACUUCCUGGGAUUUGAAGGUGAUCGUCAAGUUGGUAUUGCAGCCCUCAUGUUUGCUCGUCAGGGGCAUGAUAUGAGGGCACCAUUAGCAUCGUUGGCUCUCCUGUGGUAUCACACCAUAGUCCGUCCAUUCUUUGCCCUGGAUGGAUCAAAUGUCCAAGCAGGCGUAGAAGCAGCUCAACACCUUAUAGCAGAAUCUCAAAAUGAUUUUGGACAGUCUGCACUGUUCCUCUUCUUUAAAGGGCGUGUUGAAAGACUUAAGUCUAACAUCAAUGGUGCUCUUGAAGCAUACCAGGCGGCAGUGGUGAAAUCUCCACAAAGAGAAAUCCAACUGCUCUGUUUACAUGAAGUUGGAUGGUGUCAUCUAAUACAACUGGACUGGAAUCAGGCACACCAAUGUUUCUUACAGCUAAAACUCAGGUCUCGAUGGUCUAAAAGCUUCUACACUUAUCUUGCUGCAGUUUGCACAGGUGCAGCCGGCAAUCUGGACGAGGCAAUGAGGUUAACACAGGAAGUACCUGGAUUGUCAUCAUCUUCAUCAUCACAGCAACGCAGCACCCAGCUGGAAACCUUUAUCCUGCGAAGAACCAACCGUUUCGCUGGGGAACGAGACAGUGAAAAUUUUGACCAGGCAUACUGUAGGCUACUGGCCUUUGAAUUGCUAUUUCUGUGGAAUGCUCUCCCAUCCUGUAGUGUUCAGCACAUACACAAUCUCUUGGAAGAUUGUCAGUCAUCUGGUCGGGAGCCCAUGGAGGGUCUUCGUCACCUUGUCAUGGGGGCUGCUCAGUGCUAUUUGGGGCUCCACGAAGAGGCGGUAGCCAGUUUCCGAACUUGUCUUGCCAAACGAGGUGAACUAGAAGCUUGUGAAACUGGAGGAGGUAGAAUGAUGGGGCAAACUGGGGACCACCACAUUUCAGCCUUUGCCCUGUAUGAACUGGGUACCCUGUUGUGUAAGGAUCCUAAAACUGUCGACGAAGGAAAAGCCCUACUCCAUCAAGCUCAGACUAACUACAGAGGUUAUGACUUUGAGAAUCGGCUAAAUGUCCGCAUACAUGCAGCACUGAGAAACAGUGGAUAACUUCAGUACCUGCUACCGUCACUUUGGAUGUCAUCUUGACAGUUACUGGUACAUUUGAAAAAUAUGAAACUGUUAUAACAAUUUAUAUAUUACACUUCCUCUUUAGGCAAAAUGUGGCAAUGACACAUAGUAUUUUACAUAACUAUUACAUAAAAUAUUUGACUCUUUAAGGGCUAAAAUUUCAAACCAUAAUAUAUCCCAGUUUUUUAAUUUAAUGACAUACUACUUCAUGCAAAACUAAAUGACACUAAUAGUUACUAUAGGAUUCUGACGAUGGUGUAUUACACACAGAUAUUGGGUUUUCGGACUUUAUCCAUCGUCCU